AAACCGGGGAAUUUUGGUAAAGACACUGGCAUUUUGAAACCCUACUCAUAUGCCUACAUAGCACACUAUCGCUGAUACUAAAGCUGAUUGGGUUUUUCUUUUAACUACGCUGAUCCUUGUAUGUAUUCUCAUCUAUAUCGAUUUAAUAUUUAGUAAUAUAGGCCUACAAUAUUUGGGUAACUGUUGUAGAGGAAAAGGUGGAGAAUCUUGUAUUUGUUUGCCUGGUUGACUAUACAUUUCCUCUGAACUGUAACAAUGUAAACUUUGUUGAACGAGAGGGAGAGAAAAUAAGAACUAACAAUACAUCAAAAAGCAACAAUGUUGAAAUGCACAACGCGCACCCCUGUGCGCACGGCACUCGUUAACUACCUUUGAAGUUCAGCAAACGGGCAACACUACAUACAGAGGUUGUGUGAACGUGGAUUCAUCGCUUUUUCUCUGGGUCGGUCUGUCGGUGACACUGGGUUAAUAUAGGGAAACUUCCGCAGCCUUCCAUAUCACAAACAUCUACGGAGGAGCGAGCAUGAGAUCCGGGAGUACCGUACAGUAGGCGAGAGGAAAGAAAGACAUCAAGUUGGAACGGGAGGAGGGAGUGGACGAAAAAACGAUUCACACACUGGAUUUGAGAUGGCGCUGGCGAGCGACCCCGGUGCCGGCCAGCUGCAGACCCAGGCCCAGAAGGAUGCCGCGGACCAGAACUUUGACUACAUGUUCAAGCUGCUGAUCAUCGGCAACAGCAGCGUGGGGAAGACCAGCUUACUCUUCCGCUACGCUGAUGACUCCUUUACCUCUGCCUUCGUCUCCACCGUGGGCAUCGACUUCAAGGUUAAGACGGUCUACCGCAACGAGAAGAGGGUCAAGCUACAGAUCUGGGACACGGCGGGCCAGGAGCGUUACAGGACCAUCACCACAGCCUACUACAGAGGAGCCAUGGGCUUCCUGCUCAUGUAUGACAUCACCAACCAGGACUCCUUCUACGCUGUGCAGGACUGGGCGACCCAGAUCAAGACGUACUCGUGGGACAACGCCCAGGUGAUCCUGGUGGGGAACAAGGCUGACCUGGAGGACGACAGGCUGGUACCAGCAGAGGACGGACAGAGACUGGCUGAUGAACUGGGGUUCCAGUUCUUCGAGGCCAGUGCCAAAGACAACAUCAACGUGAAGCAGGUGUUCGAGCGUCUCGUCGACGUCAUCUGCGAGAAGAUGAGCGAGAGCGUGAAUGGGGAGCCCAGCCCAUUGGCCAAUCACAAGGGCCCCAGCCUGCAGGACACGCCACCAGACAAGGGUGGCUGCUCCUGCUGAUAACGCCUUAAACAUACAUACCGUAUACAUGCUCGUACACACACUGAAAAAAUUUAAUACACAACCACUCCCACACAUGCUCAUUGACUUGCCAGAAAUCUAGCGUUGUGAAUGUACUUUUGGUUUUGUAUAACAUUGUUGCUACUAUCCCUAUUACCGACUGGUUCCCCAGUCUCUUGCACUCACUUUGCUUCUAACAACAGAUUUCACAUCAGUCCUCUUGUUUAGAAUGAGCUGAUGGAAUGUAUUUUGCUAUAGGAUAAGCUUCUCGGAGUAGUGUGAAGUUUCCCCUAGACGCUGAUCUUGGGUCAGUUUUACAUUUCCCCCCCAAUGGGGGAAAUUGUGUCUUGAUCAUACUGCCCCCGUGUGGAUAUUGAAUGUUACUGCAGCAAUAAUGGAAGCACCCACUAAUUGUGUCAAUAGCUCAGGUGGGUCUGCCUAACGUCAAUGACAAUGUAGGGCCCUGAGUUUCUCCUGGCUGCGUGGUGGAAAAACUCAAGGCCCUAUACUAAGGGAGCAUCUAGAGGGCUGGCUUAUGAGGCUAUUGCUUAGGAAUGUUCAUCUGUAGCCUAUACACUGUAAAACCAAAAUGUCAGGUCAACUAUGACUAACCAACCAACUUGCCAAAGUUUCUUGAGUCAACUAGAUGAUGGGGGUCAAUUCAAUUUCAAUGCUGUCAAUUCAGGAACUAAACCUCCAUGUUUAUUGUCAUGGAGUAGCGUUGAGGAGAGUUUAGAAUGACAGUUUACUCUCUGCAUUGGCUGAAUUGAAAAGGAAUUGACCCCCAACCGUGCUGGACCUUCCUGCCCUGCACUGUCCCACUAACUACUGGAACUGAAUGAGCUAUUAGAUUCUACAUCCGACAUUGAAUGGAAAAACGACUUACUAUAUUUGUGUCUGGUUUGGUUGUGUUUUAUAGGUUCAUGUCUUAGUGCUCAGGUCAAAUGUGAAAGUCAUAGCAUGAUUUCGAUUGAUUGAUUUCAGUCAAUGACUGUCUGCUCAAUCCCCUCGAAUGAACGAAAUAAAAAAAUGUAAUGUCAAUUUAAUGAAGUCCGGUCAGGUGUAUCUCUCCUUCUUUCAUCCCAAAAUAUCUUAAUUUGCCUACGAUCAAUUACAGUAACUGUUUAGUAACAUGUUGUGACUUCCUCAUUCAAUGGUUGUCGUAGAAAUGGCUUCUAAUUACUGUAUACUGUAAGGUGAAUGCUAUGAACUCCCAUGUCAGUCAACGUGUAUGAAUACAGUUUACUUGUUGCC
Messenger RNA from Oncorhynchus kisutch (coho salmon), 2556 nucleotides. RefSeq names its product ras-related protein Rab-3D-like. The record is from RefSeq and is a predicted model, not a curated record. Gene Ontology annotation, molecular function: GTP binding; GTPase activity. The transcript has 5 exons. Lineage: Eukaryota; Metazoa; Chordata; Actinopteri; Salmoniformes; Salmonidae. Bases 628 to 1302 code for a protein of 224 amino acids.